Messenger RNA from Argentina anserina (silverweed cinquefoil), 1809 nucleotides. Its product is annotated as dihydrolipoyllysine-residue acetyltransferase component 5 of pyruvate dehydrogenase complex, chloroplastic. Gene Ontology annotation, biological process: pyruvate decarboxylation to acetyl-CoA. Bases 139 to 1488 code for a protein of 449 amino acids. The record is from RefSeq and is a predicted model, not a curated record. The transcript is spliced from 6 exons. Gene Ontology annotation, molecular function: dihydrolipoyllysine-residue acetyltransferase activity. NCBI's taxonomy places the organism in Eukaryota, Viridiplantae, Streptophyta, Magnoliopsida, Rosales, Rosaceae. Gene Ontology annotation, cellular component: chloroplast envelope; pyruvate dehydrogenase complex; chloroplast thylakoid.
AGUAGUAGUAGUUCAGUGUAGUUGGAACCUCCGCCUUCAUUUUCGAUGCAGUCGAGGAGGAGGACACACACCCCAGCUUAACACCCUCCAAAACCCAUCUGCUCUCUCUCUCUCACUCUCAUUGUUCCAUUUCUCGCCAUGGCCCAUCUCCUCAACACCUCCUUCCUCCCCCCCUCCCACACCCUCUCCCGCCGCCCCACUCCGUCCCUCUCCUCCUCCUCCGGCCGCCGCAGCUGCUCCCAAGUCCACGCCAAGAUCCGAGAAAUCUUCAUGCCCGCCCUCAGCUCCACCAUGACCGAGGGCAAGAUCGUCUCCUGGGUCAAGUCCGAGGGCGACAAGCUCUCCAAGGGCGAGAGCGUCGUCGUCGUCGAGUCCGACAAGGCCGACAUGGACGUCGAGACUUUCUACGACGGCUACCUGGCCUCCAUCAUGGUCGAGGAGGGCGGCAUAGCCCCCGUCGGCUCCGCUAUUGCUCUCUUGGCCGAGACGCAGGACGAGAUCGCCGAGGCCAAGGCCAAGGCCAGUUCCUCCUCCUCUCCUCCUCCUCCUCCUUCUCCACCGCCGCCGGUUUCGAUCACAACUCCGGAAAAUGCGGCUCCUAAGUUGGCGGCGGCGGCUUCGGAGGGAGGGAGGAGAAUCGUGGCGUCGCCAUACGCGAAGAAGCUGGCCAAGGAGCUGGAGGUUGAAUUGGCUGGAGUAGUGGGAACUGGGCCAAUGGGGAGGAUUGUGGCCAAGGAUGUUGAAGCUUGUGCUGCUGCAGCUCAGGCUCAGGCUCAGACCCCGGCCGCCACAGCGCCUUUGCCGGCAGGGAUUGAGUUGGGGACGGUGGUGCCUUUUACGACGAUGCAGGGUGCUGUGAGUAGGAACAUGAUUGAGAGUCUGUCAGUGCCGACCUUCAGAGUUGGAUACACUAUCACCACUAAUGCUCUUGAUGCCCUCUACAAAAAGAUCAAGUCCAAGGGAGUUACCAUGACAGCAUUGCUGGCAAAGGCGACAGCGCUUGCAUUGGUUCAACAUCCUGUUGUCAACUCUGCCUGUAGAGAUGGUAAUGGUUUUACAUAUAACAGCAGCAUUAACAUAGCAGUUGCGGUGGCAAUCGAUGGUGGGUUGAUAACGCCAGUGCUUCAGGAUGCGCACAAGGCUGACAUAUAUACAUUGUCAAGAAAGUGGAAGGAGUUGGUUGAUAAGGCCAGGGCCAAGCAGCUGCAACCUCAUGAAUACAAUACAGGUACUUUCACUCUUUCUAAUCUUGGGAUGUUUGGCGUUGACCGGUUUGAUGCCAUUCUGCCACCCGGAACUGGAGCAAUUAUGGCAGUUGGAGGAUCUCAGCCUACUGUUGUAGCAUCCAAGGAUGGUGGAAUUGGUAUGCAGAAUCAAAUGCAGGUAAAUGUUACAGCUGAUCAUCGUGUAAUUUAUGGUGCUGAUCUUGCUUCGUUCUUGCAAACCUUGGCAAAAAUUAUUGAGGACCCCAAAGAUCUUACCUUCUAGGCCCAGCAUGUUUUGUCACCAUACCGUGCCCUCUUGGCUUUCUCUGUAUCCUGGAAUUUCCCCAAUGUUUUCCUGUGGGUUAUGUUUCUCUGAUUUUUAAUCAUUUAUCUUUGGCGGGAAGGGUUCCAUUCUAUCAAGAAUAGUGAUAGUAUGAGGAUAAAAGCUUGUUGAGUGUUAGAUUUAGUUCUCCACAAGGUUGUUGCAUACAAUUUCAAACAAAUUUUCUUCAUAGUUCGCUAUAGCAUGAGAUUAGUUGUUGAUUUCGCAACAUGUAUCAGUAAUUGAGAAGACUAAAUGAAAUUUGUAAGUGAAGUAUUUUAA